Messenger RNA from Gastrolobium bilobum, 2019 nucleotides. RefSeq names its product pentatricopeptide repeat-containing protein At4g02750-like. Lineage: Eukaryota; Viridiplantae; Streptophyta; Magnoliopsida; Fabales; Fabaceae. The record is from RefSeq and is a predicted model, not a curated record. The transcript is spliced from 2 exons. Gene Ontology annotation, molecular function: protein binding. Bases 1 to 1725 code for a protein of 574 amino acids.
AUGCUCACCAACAUAGUUUCACUAAACCCAAGCUCAUCCUCCAUUACGCGCCAGCGCCAUUCCCUCCUUCUGUUCGCGAUCUUUUUCUCUACUCGCGAUGUGUAUCGCGCAAACCUCAACAUCGCCGCUCUCUCACGAUCCGGUAAUGUGGACGCUGCUCGCCAACUGUUCGACAAAAUGCCCACAAAAGACGUCGUCACCUGGAACUCCAUGCUCACCGGCUACUGGCAGAACGGGUUUCUCCAACAUUCCAAAGCGCUUUUCUAUUCCAUGCCACUCAAGAACGUCGUUUCCUGGAACUCCAUGAUAGCCGCGUGCGUUCAAAACGACAUAGUCGACGACGCGUUCAACUAUUUCGCCGCAAUGCCGGAGAAGAACGCUGCUUCCUACAACGCAAUGAUCUCGGGUUUAGUGAAAUUCGGGCGCGUGAAGGAAGCGCAGAAGCUCUUCGAAGAGAUGCCUCAUCCGAACGUGAUUUCUUACACCGCGAUGAUCGAUGGGUACGCGAGGAAGGAAGGUGGUGGUGGCAUUCGGCGCGCGAGGGUGCUGUUUGAUGCGAUGCCUCGCAGGAACGCGGUUUCGUGGACGGUGAUGAUUAGUGGCCUCGUGGAUAACGGGUUGUGCGAGGAAGCAUGGGAACUGUUUGAAAGAAUGCCCCAGAAGAAUAUUGUUGCCACGACUGCUAUGAUCACGGGUUUUUGUAAACAAGGGAAGAUGGAAGAGGCUAGGACUUUGUUUGAAGAGCUUCCACGCAGAGAUCGCGUUUCUUGGAAUAUAAUGAUAACGGGUUAUGCCCAAAAUGGGAGAGGGGAAGAGGCACUGAAUUUAUUUUCACAAAUGGUCCGGACGGGUAUGCAACCAGAUGAUUUGACUUUUGUUUCACUUUUUACUGCCUGUGCAAGUCUUGCAUCAUUUGAAGAAGGAAGACAGGCGUAUGCUCUUGUAAUCAAGCAUGGCUUUGAUUCAGAUUUGUCUCUGAGUAAUGCCUUGGUUACUAUGUACAGCAAAUGUGGUGGAAUUGUCGAUUCUGAGUUAGCUUUUGGACAAAUUUCCCAUCCGGACGUUGUUUCAUGGAACACUAUCAUUGCUGCAUUUGCACAGCAUGGUCUCUAUGACAAAGCACGCUCCUACUUUGACCAGAUGGUAAAAUUCAGUGUUCAACCUGAUGGUAUAACUUUUCUGAGUUUGCUAUCUGCUUGUUGUCGUGCUGGGAGGGUGGAUGAAAGCAUGAACCUGUUUAAUUUGAUGGUCCAUAAUUAUGGUAUUCCACCUAGGUCUGAACACUAUGCUUGCUUAGUUGACGUAACAAGUCGAUCAGGUCAGUUGCAGAGAGCUUGCGAAAUAAUCCAGGAGAUGCCAUUUGACGCGGAUUCCAGCAUCUGGGGUGCUCUUCUUGCUGCCUGUAGUGUUCAUUUAAAUGUGAAAUUGGGGGAACUGGCAGCUAAAAGAAUUUUGAAUUUGGAUCCUUAUAAUUCUGGUGCUUUUGUCAUGUUGUCUAAUAUAUACGCUGCUGCUGGCAAGUGGAAAGAUGUCAACAGAGUCAGGGUUCUGAUGAAAGAGCAAGGAGUAAAGAAACAAAAAGCCUAUAGUUGGAUGCAGAUUGGAAACAAAUUCCAUUGUUUCGUUGGAGGGGAUCCAUCACAUCCAAAUAUUAGUGAUAUUCAUGUUGCUUUAAGGAGGAUUACAUUACAUAUGAAGGGUGACCCUGAAGAAAUUUUCUUGUAAGAGGCUUUAAGUUGAUUUAAGGCAACUGUUUUGACAAGUGAAGAUACAGAUUAUAUUGGGAGCCAGGGGAAGGUAAUCCUGUUUAACUUUUAAGCUUCAGCACUUUUUGCCAAAGUAGCUCUAACUUCCAAAUAUAAAAAGCUGGAAAUAGGAAAAUUCAAGCCAAUUGUUCAAUUUAAUAACAAGGGGCAGGGAAAAUUUGCAAUGGUUUCUUAUGCAAUUUCAUAUUUUGAAAAUGGCAAAUGAUUUUUUUGCAUUAUCAAUACUGUCAAUCAUUUCCCUCUCGCUAUGUAA